UCUCUCUCCCUGCGUGUGUGCUCAAAACAUUCAUGGCAAAAGCAUCAUGAUCUGCACUCCAGCUCAAAACCCAUUCAAGGCUCAAAGAAAGGUGUAGGGUGGCUACAGUAUAUUAGGAUGAAUGUAACAUAGAGGAGUGAAGAGAGUAUGGGCUUUGAGCUUUAGUUAGAAAAACCAACCGGGUUUUCUUUCUUUUAUACUGUUUCUUUGUUUCUCUCUCUUUCUUUUUCUCAUAAACCGCCUACUUACAUGCGGUUCAUAGAUUAACAAAGGCUUAAAGUUUCUGUGUGUGUUCGAAGCAGACAACUUUUCCUUUAUUAUUUUUCUCACUUGGCUUCACUUAAAGUAGAGGGAGUUCUGGUGUUUUCCAUGGUUAAAGCAGGGAAAUUUUAGUUCUGAGCUCAACAAGCUCUAGGAUUUUCCUGUUAUAUACAAGAAAGAUAUGCUGAGUUGUGGACUAUUCCAUAGUGAGAGGAUUCCAAUUCAAGGUCUCAUAAAGAAGUUUGAUCAAGAGAGAUAGCAAUAGCAUCAUCACACGUCAAAGGUAGCAGAACAUGAACAAGAUCAGCAACUUGAGUUGUGUUAGAAGCUCUGAUCUCAUAGAUGCCAAGCUCGAAGAGCAUCAGCUAUGUGGAUCCAAACAGUGCCCUGGUUGUGGACACAAGUUUGAAGGGAAGCCGCAGGACUGGCUAGGUCUACCAGCGGGAGUGAAGUUUGAUCCAACAGACCAAGAACUCAUAGAACAUCUUGAAGCAAAAGUAGAGGCAAAGAAUAUGAAAUCACACCCUUUGAUAGACGAGUUCAUCCCUACCAUUGAAGGAGAAGAUGGGAUUUGUUACACCCAUCCUGAGAAACUUCCAGGAGUGACAAGAGAUGGCCUAAGCAGACACUUCUUCCACAGGCCUUCAAAGGCUUACACAACAGGAACACGAAAGAGGAGAAAGAUUCAAAACGAAUGUGACUUGCAAGGGGGAGAAACCCGAUGGCACAAGACUGGUAAGACCAGGCCAGUGCUGGUGAAUGGUAAACAAAAGGGGUGCAAGAAAAUUCUGGUCCUUUACACCAAUUUUGGGAAGAACAGAAAACCCGAGAAGACCAAUUGGGUGAUGCACCAAUACCAUCUUGGUCAGCAUGAAGAAGAGAAAGAAGGAGAACUUGUGGUGUCAAAAAUAUUCUACCAAACACAACCAAGGCAAUGCAAUUGGUCAGAUAGAAGUGCAACAACCGGUGAAGCAAGUGGAGAACAACCUAAUAAUGGAAGAAGAGACAGUGGAAGUGGAAGUUGUUCUUCAAAGGAAAUCGUUACUCACAGAGAUGAAAUGUCUCCUGUUAAUCUUGGGGUCCCUUCAAUGACACCUUUCACCAAUGCCUUGGAUAUUCACCACCUGAAAUCUAACCAUUUCAGCUUCGUUCCAUUCAGAAAAAGCUUCGAUGAGGUUGGAAUGGGAGAAGCUUCCACGGGAAGUGAAGUGCAAGCAUCAGGCUCAUGCGAAGAAGUACAUGAACGGCAUGUAGCACAUCAUCAUCAUCAACAACAACAAAAUCAGCAUGCGCACCAACACAUUGCAACCACAGCCUUCCAUAUCAGUAGGCCUUCGCUUCCCAUCUCCACCAUCAUCGCUCCUCCUCCCCUUCACCACGCAUCCAUUAUCCUAGACGACAACUCUUACCAUGUCUCUAGAAUAAUGGAAAAUUUCCAGCAACAGCAGCAACAACAUCAUAAACUUGGAGGAAGGUCUGCGUCUGGUUUGGAGGAACUCAUCAUGGGGUGCACUUCAACUGAUAUCAAAGAGGAAUCAUCUAUUACAAACCCACAAGAAGCGGAAUGGUUGAAGUACUCUUCUUACUGGCCAGACCCUGGGAACCUACAUGAUCAUCAUGAGUAGAAGGAGACACCAAAAAGUAGAGAAUAAACAAAAACCACAAACAAGACAACAUCAUUAUCGUCAUCAUUAAUGCCUGAAGCGUACCUCAAGUUUCUUUCCAACAAAAAGCCAAGUAAUCAGAUCCAUGGUUUGCUCAGUUAUCUUUCUUUUCCAAUGGGUGCUUGUUUAUAAUAAGCUUUGGUGGCUGCUCUCAGCGGAAUUAACUGUGUGCAACGGAACAAAUUAGAAAGAAUGGGAGAAAAAAGAAAAGGAAAAGAAAGAAAAAAAAAAAGAAGAAAAGAAAUCCAAGCAAAGCUGCACUCCCUCCUGAGUCUGACACACGGUGAGGGAGAACGACCAAAGACUCAAAGUUAAAUAUGCAUCCUGCUGCAUGAAAAUCAUCACUAAUAUGAUUACAGUAUCAUCCCUCUUAUUAUUCAUAUUAUUUUUUAUUAUUUUAUGACGUUUGUAUUUGUUCACUUUUCCUGUUUUUUAUAC
Messenger RNA from Abrus precatorius (Indian licorice), 2363 nucleotides. Its product is annotated as NAC domain-containing protein 75-like. NCBI's taxonomy places the organism in Eukaryota, Viridiplantae, Streptophyta, Magnoliopsida, Fabales, Fabaceae. The record is from RefSeq and is a predicted model, not a curated record. The transcript is spliced from 8 exons. Gene Ontology annotation, cellular component: nucleus. Gene Ontology annotation, molecular function: DNA-binding transcription factor activity; transcription cis-regulatory region binding. Bases 555 to 1886 code for a protein of 443 amino acids. Gene Ontology annotation, biological process: regulation of DNA-templated transcription.